Molecule: messenger RNA, 401 nt
Organism: Rhizopus microsporus ATCC 52813
Lineage: Eukaryota; Fungi; Mucoromycota; Mucoromycetes; Mucorales; Rhizopodaceae
Exons: 1
Coding region: 125-358 (77 amino acids)
Source: RefSeq, a predicted model, not a curated record
GACAAGAUAUGGUCAUAGGCAAUGACACCCUUCUUUGUUGGUUGUAUAAAGUUGUCUUUUAUCAUGUUACAGUUGAUGCUACUGGCUUUUCGUAUGGAUUGAGCUACAGAGAGAUUAGUGAUUCAUGUUGAUAAGGGAAUUCUAUAUUUUACCUUUCACGCUUCUGAGUUCCAACCUGAUCUUUUCGUACUUGAUCUGCCAUUCUUUUACUUGGUCUCUUAAUGUCUUUAUUUCCUUGUCAGCUUCUUCUUUUUCGAACAUUAAUUCUUCAUUUGUUUUAGCCAUUCUUUUCAAUUCUUCUAUCAUCUCUCUCGUCUCACGCUUCACUUCACGAACAGCUUCUUGUUGUUUAUUAUAGUCUUGUUUAAGUGUUUGAUAUUUAUCAUCCAACUUUUUAUAUU